AUGUCUCCCUCCCCUCUCCUCCUCCUCAUCGCCGCGGCGGCCGCCGCCGCCGUCCUCCUCUGCCCCCUCGCCGCCGCGCAGUCGCCGCGCAACGUCCAGACCCGCUUCCCCUCCACCCGCACCCCCGCCAUCGACCUCCCGCCGAUCGCCCCCCCGUCUCCGUCCCCCGCGGGCGCGACCCCCACCCCCACGCAGCCCGCCGCCUCCUCCUCCUCCUCCUCCACCAAGCGCAGCGACAUCGCCGUCGCCGUCGUCAGCACGGCGCUCAGCAGCUUCGCGCUCUGCGGCCUCGCCUUCUUCAUCUUCCUCCGCCGCGGCAAGAAGAAGGACCUCACCAACCCCGCCGCCGCCAGGUACCACGACGGCGCCUUCCCCGGCAAGCUCCCGGAGCGCGCGCCCAAGCAGCCGCCGCGGGGCGGCAUGGUGGACGAGAACGGCCUCGACGCGAUAUACUGGCGCGAGUACGAGAAAGAAAGCACCGCCGGCGGCGGCAGGGGCAUGAGGCCCGCGGGCAGCAGCGGCGGCCGCCCGCCGCAGCCGCCGUCAUCGUCUACCCGCCAGCAGCAGCAGCCGCAGGGGUCGCACUCCCCGGCGCCGUCCCCGCCGCGGCCGCUGCGGAAGGGCAGGGUGGACCACGAGCCGCUCAUACCGCGGGGCUCCCUCGACUCCGCCUCCGAGCUCUACAACGACGCGCCGGGCGCCAGCGCCAGCUCCUCCAGCUCCACCUUCUCCGUCGAGUACUACGCGCGCAAGCCGCCCCCGGCGCCCAUGGCCAUGGCCGCCGUCCCCCGCCCGUCCCCGCCGCCGCCAGCCCCUCCCGCGCCGCCGACCGCAUCCGCAUCCCUAGCCGCCCCGCCGGGGAGAGCAAGCCCGCCACCGCCGCCGCCGCCACCAAUCCCCUCCACGUCGCCACCCCCACCGCCCCCCAAGGGCCCGCCGCCGCCGCCAGCGCCCAGAGGCCCUCCUCCGCCGCCGCCCCCAGGCGGAAAGAAGGGAGGCCCGCCGCCGCCUGGUCCGCCGCCGCCGCCCGGAGGGAAGAAGGGAGGCCCGCCUCCGCCGCCCGCCUGGGCGUCCUCCAGGCCGCCGGCGGCGCCGGGCGGGUCGACCGCCCAAGAGGACCAGUUCGCCAAGCUCAAGCCGCUGCACUGGGACAAGGUCAACGUGGCGGCCACCGACCACUCCAUGGUCUGGGACAAGCUCACCGCCGGAUCAUUCAACUUGGACGAAGGCACCAUCGAGGCGCUGUUCGGCGCCGGGGCGGCCAACAACCGCAAGACGAAAUCCGCGGACUCCAAGGACGCCUCAAGCAGUCUGGGGCGCGCCAACUCGGAGGAGAAGAUAUUCCUGAUCGACGCGCGCAAGUCGCACAACAUCUCCAUCAUCCUCAAGUCCCUCACCGUGGGGCGGGACGAGAUCAUCGACGCCCUCCGCGACGGCCACACCGAGCUCACCACGGACGUCCUCGAGAAGCUGUCCCGCAUCAGCAUCACCAAGGAGGAGGAGGCCACCAUCCUCAAGUUCUCCGGGAACGCCGACAGGCUUGCACCCGCGGAGGCCUUCCUUCUUCGGCUCCUCCUCGACGUGCCCAGCCCGUUUGCCCGUGUCGACGCGCUGCUGUUCAAGAUAAACUACAGUUCGGAGGUCGCUCAGCUCAAGCGAUCGCUCCAGACGUUGGAGAUGGCGAGCCAGGAACUGAGGACGAAGGGGCUCUUCCUUAAGCUGCUCGAGGCGGUGCUCAAGGCAGGGAACCGGAUGAACGCCGGCACGGCACGGGGGAAUGCGCAGGCAUUCAACCUCGCGGCGCUGCGCAAGCUCAAUGACGUGAAGAGCACCGACGGAGCCACCACGCUGCUCCACUUCGUCAUCGAGGAGGUUGUGCGUGCGGAGGGGAAACGCCUCGCUGUCAACCGCAACUACACUAUCCGCCGCUCUGGCAGCCUCGCGAAGUCGAGCACCGACGGUGGCAUUUCAGCGUCAGGCUCCACGGUCCAGGGGCCUUCGCGCGAGGACAGGCAGAACGAAUACCUGAACCUAGGAUUGCCGGUUGUUGGAGGCCUCAGCAGCGAGUUCACCAACGUGAAGAAGGCUGCGACUGUGGACUACGAUUCGGUUGUCAACGAGUGCUCAGUCUUAGGCAGCCGACUAACAAAUAUCAAGAGGCUCCUGGAGACCUGUGGGGAUGAUGGAUUCUCAAGAGGGCUGAGAGGGUUUGUCAAGGCUGCAGAAGAAGAGCUGAAGGCGCUAACUGGAGAGCAGGAGAAAGUGCUUGAUCUGGUUCAGAAGACAACCGAGUACUACCAUACAGGCGCUACCAAGGACAGGAACGCGCAUCCUCUCCAGUUGUUCGUCAUAGUGAGGGACUUCUUGGGGAUGGUGGAUCAGGCAUGUGUGGACAUCAAGAGAAGGUUACAACAGCAGAAGAAACCACCAGUCUCAUCAUCACAGCCACCAUCGCAGCCAGCAACGGCAGCGGCUGCGGCUCCUGCCACUAAGGGGCCAGCUGACGUUGCUAAGGGGGCAGCUGAUGGUGCUGCAGCACCCUCGCAGAAACCACCGGAAGAGGCAGAUAGCAGAAGGAAGAGGGUCAUGCCAAGAUUCCCAAACUUGCCGGCGCACUUCAUGAAGGACAAUGCAGACUCUGAUUCAAGUAGUGAUGAGGAAUAGGAUGCAUGGGAAGGUGUAAAUGAUGAUUGUUUUGCAUUGGUUUGAAUUGGUUUUUGAUCUUUUGGAGGUAUAGGUUAGCUGCAGACUGUACAUAAUGAAUUGUUGGCAUUUGUUCCUUUCUUCAUUUCUUUAUAUGUGAUCCAUAUCGACAACAAUAGGUACAAUUCUGUUCAGAAA
Molecule: messenger RNA, 2841 nt
Organism: Lolium rigidum
Lineage: Eukaryota; Viridiplantae; Streptophyta; Magnoliopsida; Poales; Poaceae
Product: formin-like protein 16
Exons: 3
Coding region: 1-2664 (887 amino acids)
Biological process (GO): actin cytoskeleton organization; actin nucleation
Molecular function (GO): actin filament binding
Source: RefSeq, a predicted model, not a curated record